AUGGUUGAUACCAAACGACAACUAGAAGAUGAUACAUCAAAUAUAACGAAAAAACUCAAAACUGGUACAUCAGGUAAAGGAUUAGAUGUUGAAUUACAUCCAUUAUUAAAAAACUUCAACACAACUCAAACUCUUAAAUCAACUAAAAAUCCAAUAAAAAGGAAAACUCAAAAUUGGUUUGAUCCAAAUGCUUUUAAUCCUUAUUUAAAUCAUUCAACACCUACUCAAAGAUCUAAGAAAUUAAAAUUUAAUACUCAAGGUAAAUAUAUUGAAAAAGGUGAAAAAUUUAGAGAAAAUUUAAAAAUUGAAAAUGAAGAAAGAAAAUUACAUGAAGAAUUGGCUAAAAAAGGUUUAAUACCUGAUAAAACAAUUGGUGAAGAUUUAUAUCAACCUGAUUUUCCUCCUUUAAUUGAAUGGUGGGAUAGACCAUAUUUGAGGGAUAAUAACUACUUAAAAAUUGAUGAUGAAUCAAGAAUCCUAUUAGAUAAUGAAGAACAACCAAUAACUUUUUAUAUUCAACAUCCAAUAUUAUUACCUCCAAUUUGGGAAGAUCAACAACAAAAUCUUAAACCAAUGUACUUAACCAAGAAAGAACGUAAAAGGAUACGAAAAAAUGAUAGACAAAUAAGACAUAAAGAAAAACAAGAUAGAAUUAAAUUAGGUUUAGAACCUCCUCCUCCACCAAAAGUUAAAUUAUCAAAUUUAAUGAAUGUUUUAACAAAUGAAUCAAUUAGAGAUCCAACAGCUGUUGAAAAUAGAGUUAAAAAAGAAGUUGAAGAAAGAUUACAAAAACAUUUGAAAGAAAAUGAAUCAAGAAAAUUAACAAAAGAACAAAAACAUGAAAAAAUUUGGAUAAAACAAGAUAAAGAUUUAUCUAGGGGGGUUUAUUCAACUGUUUAUAAAAUAAAUAAUUUAAAUAAUCCAUCUCAUGCUUUCAAAAUUGAUAUCAAUGCGAAACAAAAUAAUUUAUUUGGAAUAUGUUUGAAAAAUCCUGAAUUUAAUUUGAUAAUAGUUCAAGGUGGUGAAAAAUCUAUAAAUCAUUAUAAGAAAUUAUUAAUGAAUAGGAUUAAAUGGAAUGAAGGAGGGGAAGAGGAAGAACAAGUUGAUUCUGCUGUAAAUAAAACUGAAAACACUUGUAAAAUAAUUUGGGAAGGUCAAUUACCUGAUGCUAAUUUUCAAAAAUGGAGUAUAAUGUAUUCAAGAAAUGAUGAUGAAGCUAUUAAUGUUUUAAAAAAAUUUGGAUUAGAAAAUUAUUGGAGAUUAGCUAAAAGUUAG
Messenger RNA from Lodderomyces pseudojiufengensis, 1275 nucleotides. It is a transcript of the gene PRP3, whose product is annotated as U4/U6-U5 snRNP complex subunit. The record is from RefSeq and is a predicted model, not a curated record. Gene Ontology annotation, cellular component: U4/U6 x U5 tri-snRNP complex. Lineage: Eukaryota; Fungi; Ascomycota; Pichiomycetes; Serinales; Debaryomycetaceae. Gene Ontology annotation, biological process: mRNA splicing, via spliceosome. The transcript has a single exon. The coding region runs from base 1 to 1275 and encodes 424 amino acids.